This is a messenger RNA of Nestor notabilis (Kea), 1533 nucleotides long. It is a transcript of the gene DEPDC1, whose product is annotated as DEP domain containing 1. The annotation marks the transcript as partial. Lineage: Eukaryota; Metazoa; Chordata; Aves; Psittaciformes; Psittacidae. Gene Ontology annotation, biological process: intracellular signal transduction. The transcript has 10 exons. The record is from RefSeq and is a predicted model, not a curated record. Gene Ontology annotation, cellular component: transcription repressor complex; nucleus.
UGGAAUGAAAUUACAAAGUAUUUCCGAGCAGGCAUGCCACUAAGGAAACACAGGCAGCAUUUCAAGAGGCAUGGAAGCUGUUUCACUGCAUCAGAAGCUGUAGACUGGCUCCAUGAAGUACUAAGGAACAACAGUAACUUUGGUCCUGAAGUUACUAGGCAGCAGACUAUUCAGUUAUUAAGAAAGUUUCUCAAGAAUCAUGUAAUUGAAGAUAUAAAAGGGAGAUGGGGAUCUGAAAGCUUAGAAGACAACAGUGCACUAUACAGAUUUCCUUCAACAUCUCCAGUUAAACCUCUACCAAGUCCAUGUUCACAAAAAGAGAACUUGGAAAACUUCUCUAGAGACAAAGAAAGACUUUUUAAACUGCCACAUUUAUCCAGGAGAGCUUUUAAAAGACACGAGUUGCUACAGUCUCUGGAAAAUUUAGAAAAAACAAAGCCUGAUAGAAUAGGUGAAAAUGAGGAAGACACACUGAAUAGGAAGGAAAUAAGCCAGGAAUAUGUGAAAGAAACUUGGAGAAAUAUCAUUCUAAUACAUUUGCAAACCAUUUUAGGCCUCCCGUCUUUGGAAGAAGUUCUUCAGCCAGCACAGAUCAUUCCCGAGUAUGUCAUAUACAACAUGACUAACACAAGCAAACAUGGUGUUGUGAUUUUGCAGAACAAAUCAGAAGACCUCCCCCACUGGGUGUUGUCAGCUAUGAAGUGCCUCGCAUACUGGCCUAGAAAUAAUGACACGAGCCAAGCAACUUACAGCGGGUUUGAGCGCGAUGUGUUCCGAACGGUUGCUGAUUACUUUCUUAAUCUCCCUGAGCCAUUGCUUACUUUUGAAUACUAUGAACUUUUUGUUAAUAUUUUAGAUCUUCUUCAGCCUCAUUUAGAAAGGAUUGCUGUUGAAGCACUGCAGAUAUGCUGUUUGUUGCUCCCACCACCAAACCGCAGGAAGAUUCAGCUCCUGAUGCGCAUGAUCUCCCGGAUGAGUGAGAACGUGGAUAUGCCGCGACUGCACGAUGCAAUGGGCACACGCUCUCUGAUGAUCCAGACCUUUUCUCGCUGCGUGCUGUGCUGUGCAGAAGAAGUAGAUCUCGAUGAGCUGCUCUCUACACGAUUAGUUUCAUUUCUCAUGGACCAUCAACAAGAAAUAUUUAAAGUUCCCACUUACCUGCAGGUCGCAGUGCAAGAUCACAUCGAACACAUGAAGAUGGCUGAGUGCAAAUACCCAAAGGAAGAAAUUUGUGCCAUAUUGCCAACAUAUUCAUACUGCAGACAAAUCACUCCUCAGGAGUUUGAAGAACAAAAGGUUUCUACUUCUCAAGCUGCAGUAGCAGAGCUCUUGGAGAACAUUAUCAAAGAUAAGAACUUGUCUGUGAAAGACAAGAAGAAAAAGUUAAAACAGUUCCAGAAGGAAUACCCACUGAUCUACCAGAACAGAUUUCCAACCACAGAAAAUGAAGCUGUGCUGCUUGAGAACAAACCUACCAUCAAACAACCGAUGCUUAGCUUAAGGAAACCCAGAUUUCGUAGCCUAAGAUAUUAA